CUCCUUCCUAAAACUGCUCUCUUUUCAUAUUUCCUCUCAAGUUCUCCGUAAAUCCUUUCCGGAUCCUGUACAACUGUGUAAAGAACAUAACACAAGCACAAGCUAAGAAAGGGACAAUGGUUGGGUCCAAGUUCAUGAAUGUAGCAACAAAGCUUUAUGAGGCAACAGGAAUGCAAAGAUGGCUACCCACAAAACCACAAUCUGAAUUCAUGUCCAAAUCCAGACAUGAUCAUGUCGAUGGUGGCUAUAAUAUGCCUAAUGAACCAAUCACAAUCGACCAAAAUUACAUUUCUUGGUUGAAAGAACACCCUUCUGCUCUUACCUCAUUCCAACGAAUGAUCAAUGCAUCAAAGGGGAAACAAAUAGUCGUCUUCUUAGAUUAUGAUGGCACAUUGUCACCCAUCGUCAGUGACCCAGAGCGUGCCUUCAUGACUGAUCAGAUGCGUACAGCUGUUGGCGAUGUAUCGGAUCACUUCCCAACAGCUAUAAUCAGUGGGAGGAGUCGCGAAAAGGUUUUUGAUUUUGUUAAGUUAAAAAAGGUGUACUACUCAGGGAGUCAUGGGAUGGAUACCAUGGGACCCGCUCCCAAGAAUGUGUCUUAUGAUAACAAGUAUCUACAUAAAAUAUCAGAUAACGAGGGGAAUGAUUUCGUCGUCUUCCAACCAGCUCAGGAUUUUCUAUCGACAAUCGAGAAGAUGCUAAUCGAGGUCAAGGAGAGAACACGAAACAUAAAAGGGGUGACUAUUGAGGACAACAGAUUUUGUCUUUCUGUUCACUACCGACAUGUGAAGGAUGAGGAUUACGGAAGAGUGGAGUCGGAAGUGGAGUCGGUGCUUGCGAAGAAUCCAGGGUUCCACGUGACGAAAGGCAACAAGGUGUUGGAAAUCCGGCCGUGUAUCGGCUGGAACAAAGGCGAUGCUCUUAAGUAUCUUCUCGACACUUUGGGCUUUCACAAUUCCACUAGUAGUAAUCAUGUCUUCCCCAUUUACAUCGGAGACGAUACUACAGAUGAGGAUGCUUUCAAGGUUUUGAGGGAAGGAGGUAUUGAAGGGUACCCAAUAAUAGUAUCAUCCACACCAAAAGAGACAAUGGCUUUGCACUCACUUCGUAACCCAUCGGAGGUACAAUCCUUCCUGAUGCGUUUAGGUCGAUGGGGAUUUAACAAUGCCACCACCAACAAUCAUGGCCAUUACCCAACUAGCUAAUUAAUAUAUAUAUAUAUAUAUAUAUAUAUAUAUAUAUAUAUAUAUAUAUAUAUAUAUAUAUAUAUAUAUAUAUAUAAUCAAAGUAUAUAUGCAUAUAUAAGUCCCACCCAAGAGAAAGAAGAUAUGUUAAUGUUAGUGGCUGAAGCACCAGCAGGACACUCUUUUUAUGGUCUUGGCUUGUGUGCUGUUUUUUUUUUCCUUUAUUUAGGUCGUGUUGUUUUUCUAAUGAAUAAUAUGUUAAUCCGCCAACUAUAUAACUACAGCCUUU
Messenger RNA from Lactuca sativa (garden lettuce), 1473 nucleotides. Its product is annotated as putative trehalose-phosphate phosphatase C. Gene Ontology annotation, molecular function: trehalose-phosphatase activity. Gene Ontology annotation, biological process: trehalose biosynthetic process. Lineage: Eukaryota; Viridiplantae; Streptophyta; Magnoliopsida; Asterales; Asteraceae. The record is from RefSeq and is a predicted model, not a curated record.